GCGGGCCUGGCUGGGUCCCGGGAGCCGCAGUUGAUGUACCCGAACAUUAUCGGCCGUGUCAAAGGCCAGAGGUGGGCCCAGGGCAUGCAGGAGCUGUGCGUGGGUGACCAGGCGCAGACCCAGAGAUGCUCGCUGUUCAUCAGCUACCCAGUGGAGCGUGGUCUCAUUACUUCCUGGGGGGACAUGGAGAUCAUGUGGAAGCAUAUCUACGACCAGAGCCUGAAGCUAAAGCCCGGCGAUCACCCGGUUUUGAUUACUGAGCCAGCACUGAACCCACUCGCCAACCGGCAACAGAUCACCGAAAUAGUUUUUGAGCAGCUGGGGGUUCCUGCCUUCUAUAUGUCCAUCCAGGGGGUGCUGGCUCUCUUUGCUGCUGGCUUCACCACUGGCUUUGUGAUGAACUCAGGGGCUGGGGUGACGCAGUGUGUGCCCAUUUUUGAAGGUUACUGUUUGCCUCAUGGUGUCCAGCAGCUACAUCUGGCUGGCUUUGACCUCACCAACUACCUCAUGAGUCUGUUGAAGGACCAUGGCAUCAUACUGCUCAGUGCUACCGACAGGAGGAUUGUCACAGAAAUUAAGGAAACCUCUUGUUACGUGGCCAUGAACUAUGAAGAGGAAAUGGCCCAGAAAUGUAGUCGUAUGGAGAAAGUUUACCAGCUACCUGACGGGAAGGUAAUCAAGCUCUACGACCAGCUCUUUAAAUGUCCAGAGGCCCUCUUUUGUCCCUCUCUCAUGAACCUCGAGGCGAUGGGCAUUGAUAAGAUGUGCUUCAGCAGCAUAAUGAAAUGCGAUAAAGAUCUGAGGCAUUCCCUUUUCUCCAAUAUUAUCCUUGCUGGGGGAUCAACCUUGUUCCCCAACUUAGACAAGCGGCUCAUUAAAGAUAUAGCAAACAUGGCGCCUCCCAAUACCCCUGUGCAGGUCAGAGCUCCCCCAGAACGGAAAAUAUCUGUGUGGAUGGGAGGCUCUAUUCUUGCCUCCCUGCCUGCCUUCCAAGAUGUGUGGAUCACUGCUGCAGAGUUUAAAGAAGUAGGUCCCAACAUAGUACACCAAAGAUGCUUCUGAAUAUGAGUAAAAUGCUUACAAGAAACUGUUUCUAGUGUGUGGGACAGAAAACUUUGGAUAUUAUGUUUCUGGGAGGACAGAAAAUAUUUCAAUUGUCGGAAUGUCCAUGUCUCUGUUGCAUUUCUGUAAUGGGGAGAAUAGUGGUGAAGCAGUAAAACAACAUGUUUAUUGAGUAGGACGAAAUUAAAUGCUACAGGCAACAUUAUUUUUGACUUUGGAGAUCUUACAUUUCCCCUGGAGAGAGAACGACUGUGUUGUGCAACAUGUUAUGUGCCAAAUGAGUGAUGUAGAUUUAAGUUCGAUGAAGUUUAAGGAAAGAAAGGUUGCUAUGAGGAAAGAUUUCAUAGCAAAAGUAUGCCAUCAUAGAUGGAAUGGCAUUAGGAUGGGUAGGGGGAGAGGGACAGAGGGCAGAUAUCCAGAAAAGCAUAAUGGAAAUGAACAAGGGGCUAGAGAUGAAAACGAACUAAGCAUAUUCAAGGCAUGUUCAGUGAAUGCUUUUGUUAAAAUGAAGAAAAAACUCAUAUGGAGCAGACUAAGAGCAACACUAGGAAGGUAAAUUAAGGCCAGAGGCUGGAAGGCUUUGUGUUAAAUGUCGUAUAAGCAAAGGGGAACAAUUAAAGAUGUAAAAGCAGAAGACAUAAGGGAAUUGAGAUGAAUGUGGCAAUAAUUCGGAGGAUAAAUUGGGGAGGCUCUGGAGAUUUGAUGAUCAGUUAAAAACUAGACAUAAUAUAGUUGAGUCUUGGUUUAGCUGGUGUGGCUCAUUGGUUUAGCGUCAACCUAUGAACCAGGAGGACACAGUUUGAUUCCUGGUCAGGGCACAUGCCUGGGUUGCGGGCUGUAUCCUUGGUAGGGGGUGUAGCCGAGUAAUGAUUCUCUCUCAUCAUUGAUGUUUCUAUC
Myotis davidii is the source of this 1959-nucleotide messenger RNA. RefSeq names its product actin-related protein T3 (gene ACTRT3). Bases 34 to 1062 code for a protein of 342 amino acids. Lineage: Eukaryota; Metazoa; Chordata; Mammalia; Chiroptera; Vespertilionidae. The transcript is spliced from 2 exons. The record is from RefSeq and is a predicted model, not a curated record.